AAUAAACCAGUACAGUUGUGAUUUGUUUGUAUUUGUCCGUAUUUCUUUAUUUCAUAAUCUUUUCUAAAUAAUUUUUGUUACCCUUCAGUGCUGUUUGCUUCUUGCCUUUUGGAAGCUAUGAUUUAGGUUUUGAUCUUUUCGACCAGUAACAUUUGAACAUUCAAAGUGUAUAUCCUGUAGGGAAAUAAAAUAUUUGAUUUCCUGGUGAAAUACAAGACCUAGUUUUCUCUGGCAGGUUCAGAAUGUACCAAAUCAAACUCUUAGGUAUUAUUAAGAGGUGCAGUUUUUGUGAGCUGGCAUUGUUGCUAAGUGGGUAAAGCCACCACCUACAGUGCCAGCAUCCUCUUGAGUGCCAGUUAGAGUCCUGGCUGCUCUACUUCUGCCCCAGCAUCCUGAUAGUGUGCCUGGGAAAGCAGUAGAAGAUGGCCUAAGUGCCUGGGACCCAUGUGGGAGACCUGGCAUAAGCUCUGGGCUCCUAGCUUUAGAUCUUCUCAGCUUCAGCUUUUGUGGCUAUUUGGCGAGUGAACCAGCAGUUGGAAAAUCUGUUUCUCUGUAGCUACCUUUCACAUAAAUAAAUAAAUAAAUCUCUUUUUUUUUAAAGUAAGAUGCAAUGCUUUUAGAAUUUGAAGUCUACAUUAAGUGAAGAAAUAAAGUCCUCAUAGUACAUACUUACAAGCUACAGUAAAAUCCUUUGAUAAAUAAAGCCAGGUUGGGAAAGACACUGGAAUAAAUUCCAUUAGAUGCAUGUGAAGUGGGUCUAUGUUGCUAAUUUUUUAGACUAUACUAUACUAUUAUAUUUAGUGGUAGCCUUUAAAAGAAAUUACUUAUCCUGUUGACGUGGUGUUGUAUUUUUAGAAACUUGUAUUGAGAUAGUUUAUCUUAAACAUUUGUAAUUAUAAAGCUUAAUUAUAAUUGUAUUUAUGUUAGCAGUAAAUGUUAUGAAAACAGGUAUCCUCUACUUUUACUUUUAAAAAUCAGUGCAGUACUUUGGAACCAUUGAAAACAUUUUAAAAUUAUUUAAUGUUUGCAAAAAUAUUCUGAAGAUGACUUCCCUGAGAAUCAAAAUGAUAAGAAUUCUAUCAAUUUUAUCUAAUAAAAUUCCAUUUUAUUGUAUGGGCAAUUGAAAAUUUAUGUUUUACUUAAUCUGUACUGCCAUCUGAAUUGCUAAAUAUAGUAUACAUGUUGUACAAAUUUAAGGCUGGAAUAUUUAACUUUUAUUUGAGACUUCAUCACCUGAUUCCUCCAAUGAGAAUUCCCCAGCGGUGCCCUCAGAUGAACAGGGUCAGGGUGAUGCCCCACCGCAACAUGAAGAUGAGAAACCUGCAUUUCCACAUACUGACCUGGCAAAGUUGGAUGACAUGAUCAACAGGCCUCGAUGGGUGGUUCCUGUUUUACCAAAAGGAGAAUUAGAAGUGCUUUUGGAAGCUGCCAUUGAUCUUAGUAAAAAAGGCCUUGAUAUUAAAAGUGAAGCAUGUCAACGUUUUUUUCGAGAUGAGUUAACCGUAUCUUUCACUAAAAUCCUUACGGAUGAGGCCGUGAGUGAAUGGAAGUUUGAAAUUCAUAGGUGUAUUAUUAACAGUACUCAUCGCCUUGUGGAGCUUUGUGUGGCCAAGUUGUCCCAAGACUCUUUUCCACUUCUGGAACUUCUAGCUAUGGCCUUAAAUCCUCAUUGCAAAUUCCAUAUCUACAAUGCGACACGUCCUUGUGAAUCAGUUUCCACAAGUGCUCAGUUGCCUGAAGAUGAACUAUUUGCUUGUUCUUCAGAUCUUCGAUCACCAAAAGGUUGGCUGGUGGAUCUCAUCAAUAAAUUUGGCACAUUAAAUGGUUUCCAGAUUUUACUUGAUCGCUUUAUUAAUGGAUCGGCAUUAAACGUCCAAGUAAUUGCUGCAUUUAUUAAACCAUUUGGACAAUGCUAUGAAUUUCUCAGUCAACAUACAGUGAAAAAAUACUUUAUUCCAGUUAUUGAUGUAAUCCCACAAUUACUAGAAAAUUUAACUGAUGAGGAACUGAAAAAAGAAGCAAAGAAUGAAGUUAAAAAUGAUGCUCUUUCAAUGAUUAUUAAGUCUCUGAAGAAUUUAGCUUCAAGAAUUCCAGAACAAGAAGAAACUAGAAAAAAUCUAGAAAUUUUUAGGUUGAAAAUGAUACUUAGAUUGCUUCAGAUCUCUUCUUUUAAUGGAAAAAUGAAUGCACUGAAUGAAAUCAAUAAGGUAAUAUCUAGUGUGUCAUACUAUGCUCAUCAUGGUAAUCCUGAGGAAGAGGAAUGGCUGACAGCUGAACGAAUGGCUGAAUGGAUACAGCAAAACAGUAUCUUGUCUGUAGUCUUGCGAGAUAGUCUUCAUCAACCACAGUAUGUAGAAAAGCUAGAGAAGAUUCUUCGUUUUGUGAUUAAAGAAAAAGUUCUUACGUUACAGGAUCUUAAUAAUAUCUGGGCAGCACAGGCGGGGAAACAUGAAGCCAUUGUGAAGAAUGUGCAUGAUUUACUAGCAAAGUUGGCUUGGGAUUUUUCUCCUGAACAACUUGAUCAUCUUUUUGAUUGCUUCAAGGCAAGUUGGACUAAUGCAAAUAACAAACAGCGUGAAAAACUACUUGAGCUGAUACGUCGUCUUGCAGAAGAUGAUAAAGAUGGUGUGAUGGCACAUAAAGUAUUGAACCUUCUUUGGAAUCUGGCCCACAGUGAUGAUGUACCUGUAGACAUAAUGGACCUAGCACUCAGUGCCCACAUAAAAAUACUAGAUUAUAGCUGUUCUCAGGAUCGAGAUACACAAAAGAUCCAGUGGAUAGAUCGCUUUAUAGAAGAACUUUGCACAAAUGACAAGUGGGUAAUUCCUGCACUGAAACAAAUAAGAGAAAUUUGUAGUUUGUUUGGGGAAGCACCACAAAAUCUCAGUCAAACUCAGCAAAGCCCCCACAUACUCUACCGUCAUGAUUUAAUCAACCAGCUUCAGCGUGAUCAUGCCUUAGUUACUUUGGUAGCGGAAAACCUUGCAGCGUAUAUGAACAGCAUCAGAUUAUAUGCUAGAGGUCAUAUGCAAAAUGUGGAAACUGAACAAUAUGCCCCCAAAUGAACAGUUGGUCAUAGAAGAAAUCAAAGAGAAAUCCAAAAAUUUCUGGAAAAAAUAAAGAUGACAACCUAUAAUAUCAAUACUUAUUCAAUACAGCACAAGCAGUGUUAAGAGGAUGUUAUUACAGAUGUGCAUAUGUCAAGAAAUUUCACAGGUGCCAACUAAAUGAGUUAUCCAUGCAUCUCAAGAACCUAGAACAGCAAUAACAAAGCAAACCUCAAAAAAGAUGGAGGAGAAAAACAAUUAAAAUUUGAAAUUUGAGAAGAAAUAAAACAAAAAAAUGAUACAUAAGAUCAAUGACUGAAGAACCAGUGUUUAGAAAAACAAAAUUGAUAUCACCAGGAAUUACCUCAAAGAGCUAUAAAGUUCCUAGACUGGAUUGUUUUACUGCUGAAUUCUAGGAGACUUUUAAAGAAGAACUAUUUUUAUUAUUCUUAAGCCAUUCAAAAGCAAUUGAAAGGAAUCUUCACAAACUUCUUCUAUGUAGUCAGCAUUACAUUAAUUCCUAAGCCUUGAAAAGAUACAAGAGAACUAUAGAACAGUUUCCCUGAUAAACAUAGAUACAAAAAUCAUAAAAAUUAUUAGCUAAUCAAAUCCAAUAAUACAUCAAUAUUAUCAUUCACCUGUACCACAUGUGAUUUAUUCCU
Oryctolagus cuniculus (rabbit) is the source of this 3709-nucleotide messenger RNA. The record is from RefSeq and is a predicted model, not a curated record. Lineage: Eukaryota; Metazoa; Chordata; Mammalia; Lagomorpha; Leporidae.